AUGUUCGACUUUGAGACCCUAAACAGAGCGCGCAUCGCGCACGGCGUGCUUAUGUCGCUUGCUGUUUUUCUCUUUUCAAUAGGGGCUGUUUUGCUUCGUCUACUCAAAGGCCCGGUUAAUGUCAAAGUCCAUAUUGUCCUGCAAUCCUUUGGCGUUACGAUCCUGAUCGGGGGCUUCGGACUUGGUCUCUGGGUGCAAGAAGGCAUGUUCAUUGAGUGGAGCGACUUUCACCAAAGACUUGGCCUUGCCCUCUUUACGCUGACCAUGUGCAUGCCACUGGCAGGAGCCUUCAGUCACUGGCAUUUUCGCAGAAACGGCAGGAAGACGAUAGUUGGAUACCUUCAUGUCUGGAUUGGUCGAGUCUUAAUAAUAACCAAUCUCAUCAAUGGUGGGUUGGGUCUCAGGCUGGCGGAAGCAAACCACGCAGGCGAGAUUGUAUAUGCGGCCUUGACUGUUACCGUGGCUCUUUCAUACUUCUGCAUGCUAGCCUGGUGGUACUUUUGGCGAGGAAGGACUUGCAAAUUAGUCCAUGGUAAUGCUCUUGGUGGAGUCGAAUUAGUUCAGGCAGGUAUAGAAAACAACUAA
Verruconis gallopava is the source of this 585-nucleotide messenger RNA. RefSeq lists its product as uncharacterized. Bases 1 to 585 code for a protein of 194 amino acids. NCBI's taxonomy places the organism in Eukaryota, Fungi, Ascomycota, Dothideomycetes, Venturiales, Sympoventuriaceae. The transcript has 2 exons. The record is from RefSeq and is a predicted model, not a curated record.